AUGAGAGGCAAGAGAUCGAAGCAGUACCGGAAGCUCAUGGAGCAAUUCUCCAUGACUUUUGGCUUCCGUGAACCGUACCAGGUCCUCGUCGAUGCCGAGAUGGUGCAAGACUCUUCUCGCUUCAAGAUGGACCUUGAGCCAGCAUUGUCGAGAACGGUCCAUGGCAAGGUUAAGCCCAUGAUUACGCAGUGCGAGAUUCGAAAACUCUACGCCAAAAAGAACGAACCCGGUGUGAGCGCAGCCAUUGAUCUAGCCAAAACCCUGGAGCGAAGACGAUGUGGUCACCAUCCCGACGAGUACCCCGAACCGUUGAGCACGCAGGAAUGCCUUCGAUCCGUUGUCGACCCCAAGAACACGAACCAGAACAAGCACCGCUAUGUGGUUGCCAGCCAGGAUCAGGAUGUGCGAAGAAUGCUACGGGGUAUCAAAGGCGUCCCUCUGAUCUACAUCAAGCGAAGCGUCAUGAUUCUGGAGCCAAUGGCCGACGAGAGUGUCCAGGUCCGAGCCCGUGAAGAGAGGAGCAAGUUCCGGGCCGAGCUCAAGAAUGCUCUGGGCAAGCGAAAGCGAGAAGACGGGGACUCAGACGAUGAAAAGGACAAGGCUCAGGCUGGCGAUGGAGAGGCUCUUUCAGCAGAAGAGCAAAAGAAGAAAAAGAAAAAGAGUUACGGCACCAAGGGACCGAACCCACUGUCAGUCCAGAAGUCCAAGAAGAAGCAAGAAGGACAGUCGCGAAAACCAGCAGGAUCCGAGAAGAAGGAGGACACACAAGAAGCCCCUGCCAAGAGAAAGAGACGGCGGAAGAACAAGGCUACCACUUCAACGGCCGAUCAGGGAGAGGCCAAGGCUGAGCCUGUCGAGGCCGCAGGGGAAGCAGAGAGUUGA
This is a messenger RNA of Fusarium falciforme, 882 nucleotides long. RefSeq lists its product as hypothetical. The record is from RefSeq and is a predicted model, not a curated record. The transcript has 3 exons. Gene Ontology annotation, molecular function: small ribosomal subunit rRNA binding. Lineage: Eukaryota; Fungi; Ascomycota; Sordariomycetes; Hypocreales; Nectriaceae. Gene Ontology annotation, cellular component: nucleolus; small-subunit processome. Bases 1 to 882 code for a protein of 293 amino acids.